AGCGUAGCUUCGGCUGUAGAGUAAAAGCGACUGUGCCUCUUUGACAAUAACUCUCCUGUAGUUUUGUUUUUUCCUGAUUAUUCUCAGCGCUGUGCGAAUGACAGUCUUGGAGGGACAGACGCGUAUUUCAUGUAGAGUUAAUCAUCGAAGAAGCGGCUCCAUGGAGGUCUCAGACAGCCCGCUGAACCUCGCUCAUCAGCAGUGCAGGAAGGCAGAGCGUUUGGUAGCUGCUGGAAAGUAUGAAGAGGCCAUCUCCUGCCAUGGAAAAGCAGCAGAUCUUCUGACUGAGGCCAUGAAGACCACAGAGUACGAGCAGGCCCGUCUGUCCAUGGAGCUGCAGAGAGACAGCCAUAUCAAACAGCAGAGACUGAUCCAGGAGCGCUGGAAGAGAGAAGCUCGGCGUGAGGCGACGAAGGCCCGACCUGACCUGGUCCGGUCACCGAGUGGCCAGCGGCUCCAAACCAAGCCUCUGUACUCGGGCCAGUCCCAGGGCCUCAGUGGGCCUUCAGCCGAAGUAUGUGGACGAGUCGGGGAGAGAGAGUACGACACGCUCCUCUACCAGUUCCAGAUACGGCAGACUGGAAGCUGCCAGCCUUCGACUACCCCGUGUUCUGGCUCUAAGACCACCAAAGAUGACAAAACCCGGCUGGAGGAGCAGCAGACCACCAUCGAGGACCUGCGUCGCCUGGUGGACCACCUGAUGAACGAAAACCAGCGGCUGAUGACCGAGAACCAGCGGCUGUGUCUUGAGAACGCUCGGCUGCAGUCGGAGGCGGCGGACUUCGUGGAGCGUUCAGAGCUUUGGGUGCUCCCACAGGCAGCCAGCACCAUGGCAACGGGAAGCGGGCGAGAAGGGAAGAGCACCGGGAAGGGAAAGGAAAUCGCCAUCCCUCAGCUGCCGCCGCUGGAGAUGCCCGCUCAGGAGGAUCUGUGUCUGGAUGACCUGCCUCCUUUGGAGCUGCCAGAAGACAUCCAGAAUGAACUGCAGAAGAUCCUGGACACAGACUAACUGUGAUGGACACACACACAAACACACACACACACACACACACCCCACCCCACAUACACACCACCAUAAGUUCAGGAGAUUAAAUGAUUGACAGCCGAGUUCUGAUGGGAGAGGAGCCGGUCCACCAGCCAGCUCGGAUCCACGGUUGACAUCAGAUCUGGUAGAUCAGCUCAAACUUCAACCAACAGGACGGGUGAAGAUGGAAGAGUCAGGACAUCAGCAUCAACAUUAAAACUACCUGUGGUACCCAGCAGGAACAUCAGGUUCUUCAGGCCCCCCUCCAUCCCUCAAAUCAAACCAUAAUGGUGUCAGGCAUCUGUGAUGCUUCCAUUUGUGUUUGUGCUGUUUUGUUAGAAAGGUUUAGGUUAGAUAAUAAAAGCUCAUCCACCACCACCACUAACCUAAAUCAGACUAAACUAAUCAGUUGUGCUGUUAAAAUGUUUACCAGUUUUACCUGAUGUGGCUUAUCUCAUUGAUCAGAGGUGGGUGGACGUCCUCCAGGACUGAGAAAUAAUCAGAAGAUUUUACUUUAACAUGAAUGUUUGGAGCUAAAGUUGUUCAAUAAAUUCAGUUUUCAGAUAAUAAAACGAGGACUGACAAAGAGGAUUAACCCUUAACACUCCAAACCAUUUCCUGCUAUUUUUGUUCUGCCUGUUGUUUUUUUUUUUUGAUUGUUUAUUUUUCUUUUUAAUAAAUAAAUUCCUCUAGCAGCUGGAGCUUUUAA
Molecule: messenger RNA, 1733 nt
Organism: Melanotaenia boesemani (Boeseman's rainbowfish)
Lineage: Eukaryota; Metazoa; Chordata; Actinopteri; Atheriniformes; Melanotaeniidae
Gene: nrbf2b
Product: nuclear receptor binding factor 2b
Exons: 4
Coding region: 98-1009 (303 amino acids)
Biological process (GO): autophagy
Source: RefSeq, a predicted model, not a curated record